GCGCUGAAGGAGCGAUUCAAAGUGGACAUCCCGCAUCGCUUCAAGGUCUACAACUUUAAGAGCCCCACGUUUUGCGACCAUUGCGGCUCGAUGCUCUACGGGCUCUUUAAGCAGGGCUUGAAGUGUGAAGUAUGCAACGUGGCGUGCCAUCACAAAUGCGAAAAGUUGAUCCCGAACCUGUGCGGCGUCAACCAGAAGCAGUUGAGCGAGGCGCUGAUGGAGAUCAAGCAGGGCAAACACCCGCAUCAUAGUGUACCGAACAUGUCGUCAAUGAGCCUGGGCGAGAACGGGAAAGCCGGCAACGGGAUGGCCCAAAAAGGGUACGUGAAAGAACUGUGGACAGGCGGGGACAAGAAGUACAACCUGGCCAACUUCACGAUGAACAAGGUGUUGGGCAAGGGAUCCUUUGGAAAGGUGCUGCUCGUCGAACUGAAGGGAAAAGCCGAGUACUACGCGAUGAAAUGCCUGAAGAAGGACGUCAUUUUGGAAGACGACGACACUGAGUGUACAUAUAUCGAGCGACGGGUGCUGAUCCUCGCCUCUCAAUGCCCAUUCCUAUGCCAAAUGUUCUGUUCCUUUCAGACGAAUGAAUACCUGUUCUUCGUGAUGGAAUACCUGAACGGCGGUGAUCUGAUGCACCAUAUUCAACAGGUGAAACGGUUCGACGAGACGCGUACCCGGUUCUACGCCUGCGAGAUCAUCAUCGCCCUCCAGUUCUUGCAUUCGAAUAAUAUCAUCUACAGAGAUCUGAAGCUGGACAACAUUCUGCUUGAUUCUGAGGGUCACGUGAAAUUGGCAGAUUUUGGAAUGGCCAAGACGGAAAUGAAUCGCGAGAACGGGAUGGCGAGCACAUUCUGCGGCACCCCCGAUUACAUCAGCCCCGAGAUCAUCAAGGGGCAACUCUACAACGAGGCCGUCGAUUUUUGGUCUUUUGGCGUUUUGAUGUACGAAAUGUUGGUCGGCCAGUCGCCAUUCCACGGUGAGGGCGAGGACGAGCUGUUCGACUCGAUUCUCAACGAGAGACCCUAUUUCCCAAAGAGCAUCUCCAAAGAGGCGGCAAAGUGCUUGUCGGCGCUGUUCGAUCGUAACCCGAACACUCGACUCGGGAUGCCGGAAUGUCCGGAUGGACCCAUCCGACAGCACGUCUUCUUCCGCGGCGUCGACUGGAAGCGGUUCGAGGCGCGGCAGAUGCAACCGCCCUUCAAGCCCAAUAUUAAAUCGGCAAACGAUGCGUCAAACUUCGACGAGGACUUCACCUCCGAAAAAGCGGCCCUAACCCCGAUACACGACAAGAACCUGCUGGCAUCUAUCGAUCCGGAAGCCUUCCUCAACUUCUCCUACACAAAUCCCGCAUUCAUCAAU
Messenger RNA from Mesorhabditis spiculigera, 1362 nucleotides. Lineage: Eukaryota; Metazoa; Nematoda; Chromadorea; Rhabditida; Rhabditidae. The record is from the annotation of a GenBank genome assembly.